UUUACACUUUGAACUAACUGCAGAGACCCCAUGACGACCAAAGCCCCAGCAAACCUGCGUUUGGGCUAUUGCUAGGCAACACUAAACAACACAAGGCCAGCUUCGUUCAAAAUGGACGAGUUUCAAUCAGAGGAGACUGCGUUUGCUGUCGAUGAAAUCACCGACAUCAUCAAAGAAGCGGUGGAGACCACAAUCGGCAAUAGCUCUUACCAGCACAAUCGAAUUAACCAGUGGACAUCGAGUGUGGUGGAGGCUAGCCUGAAUCAGCUGACCAAACUGGGCAAACCCUUCAAAUACAUUGUGACCUGCAUCAUCCUACAGAAGAAUGGGGCGGGGCUACACACCGCCAGCUCCUGCUUCUGGGACAACACAAUGGACGGAAGCUGCACAGUGAAAUGGGAGAACAAGACCAUGUACUGCAUCGUCAGUAUUUUCGGGCUUGCCAUCUGAGGGACCCCACCACCAAGCUUUCCUCAGGGGGGGGGGGGGUAACCCUGAUCCCGGAGCACCAGAGAUGUUUAUGGUUUUCCUUCCACCCGGAAAAGGUCAACUGAGGUCAAUUCCAUUUCAGAUCAGAUCAGUCAAUUGAAGAAAUUAAUUUAAAUUCUGUCGAUGAUGAAAAUUUGAAAAUUGACUGA
Messenger RNA from Anguilla anguilla (European eel), 638 nucleotides. RefSeq names its product dynein light chain Tctex-type 1-like. Gene Ontology annotation, molecular function: dynein intermediate chain binding. Lineage: Eukaryota; Metazoa; Chordata; Actinopteri; Anguilliformes; Anguillidae. Gene Ontology annotation, biological process: microtubule-based movement. Gene Ontology annotation, cellular component: cytoplasm; cytoplasmic dynein complex. The transcript is spliced from 5 exons. Bases 112 to 450 code for a protein of 112 amino acids. The record is from RefSeq and is a predicted model, not a curated record.